GUGUGUGUGUGUGUGUGUGUGUGAGCUGCCUUGCCUACCCCAGUAGUAGUGGUAGUCUCUCGGUGACAGAUAUCUCUCUGUGUCUCUUGUCUCUGCUUCCCUGUCCUUGAACCCCUCACCCACUGUUCCUCAGCCUUUAACUCCCCUCCCAGGUGAAAGAAUCCUCGCAGGAAUUUUGGAGAGGCUGGAACUCUUCCGGUCCCUCUGCUUCUCUGAGUUCUCAGAUCCAGGGCAGAUCCAUCCAAGGUCUGGUGGAGCUGUGUGUACAGGAAAGAACUCUAGUCCCGAGUAAUUGUCUAUAAAAAGAACUUUAAGGAGCAGCAAAGGAGGGUACAAGGGAACAAGAAAAGAAGAUCCUCACUCAGCCAGACUGAUUUCUCCAGUGGGAAAAGGAGAGCAGCUGGGAUUAAGGAAAGGAAGGCAUGCCAAAGAUGAAGAAGGCCCUUCUGUUUCUUUUGUUACUUUUCACCCAGCUUUCAAGCCCUUUUCCUAUAUUUCUUGAAAGCCUCGAGGAGAAAAAAAUGGCCUUUGUUCAGAAUUAUCUGGAAAGCUUUUAUGAUAUGCCAAUAAGAGGAAAUAAGAUAAAACGGUGGAAGAAUGGGACUCAGUUAGUCGAGAAAAUUAAAGAAAUGCAGAAAUUCUUUGGAUUGGAGGUGACUGGACAACCAGACGAGGAAACUAUGGAAGUUAUGAAGAUGCCCAGAUGUGGGGUUCCUGAUGUAGGGGGAUAUCAGGUGACUGAUGGAAAUCCAAAGUGGAAUAAGAAUGAUAUCACAUACAGCCUCAUAAACUACACACCAGAUUUGCCAAAGGCUGAUGUGGAUUCAGCAAUUGAGAAAGCCUUUCAGCUCUGGAGUCAUCCAACCCCUCUGAAGUUCACCAGGAGUGACAAUAAUAAUGAAGCUGACAUACAGAUCUCUUUUGCCCGGGGAGCUCAUGGUGACAAUUCACCCUUUGAUGGUGAGAGUGGAAUCCUUGCACAUGCAUAUCAACCAGGCCGGGGAAUUGGAGGAGAUGCUCAUUUUGAUGAAGAUGAAACUUGGUCCAAAGGUUCCAGGGGUACCAACUUAUUUCUUGUGGCUGCUCAUGAAUUUGGCCAUUCACUGGGCCUUGCUCAUUCCUCUGAUCCUGGUGCCUUGAUGUUCCCCACCUAUUCCUUCUCUGAACCCAGCACCUAUGUCCUAUCUCAAGAUGACAUUAAUGGCAUUCAGUUUCUCUAUGGUCAAUCAAAUAACCCUAUCAAGCCUACUGGACCCACCACACCUAGAACCUGUGACCCACAAUUGACAUUUGAUGCAAUCACCACUCUCCGAAAUGAAGUCAUAGUUUUCAAAGACAAGUACUUUUGGCGGAAGUACCGACAACAACUAAGGCCUGAAUUCUAUAUGAUUUCCUUAUUCUGGCCAUCAUUACCAUCUGGGAUACAAGCUGCUUAUGAAGAUGUUGAAAAAGAUUUAGUUUUUCUAUUUAAAGGCAACCAGUAUUGGGCUCUAAAUGGCUAUGAAAUCAGGCCUGGCUUCCCCAGAGAUAUCUCCAACUUCGGUUUCCCAAGAUCCGUUCAAGCAGUGGAUGCAGCUGUAUCAAUCAGACAAUCUGGAAAAGCAUACUUCUUUGUAAAGAACCAGUUCUGGAGAUAUGAUAAUCAAAGACGUGCCAUGGAUCCUGGUUAUCCUAAAAAUAUAGCAGAUGUUUUCCAAGGAAUGACAAACACUGUGGAUGCUGUUUUCCAUAGAGAUAAUUUUUUCUACUUCUUUACUGGACCAACAUACUAUAAAUUUGAUCUGCGUGCCAGAAGAAUUGUUUCUGUUGGAAGAAGCAACCGCUUAUUAAACUGCAGAUAGAAUACGAAGGAAAUGUAAGCUAGAAGGAUGGCGCCUUUUAGAUAUAUUAGCAAAUGCUUUUUAAAAAUCUGUCAAUGAAGAUGCAUUAUUUAGUCUCUUUUACACUUUUGUCAACUGUAAUUAUUGUCUUCUGUCAUCUUUUUAGUUAUUGUGCCUGUUAAACAAGUUCAAAUUUCAAUUGUGAGUAAGGAAUGAGGCUUAAUAUUUUUUUCAUCCUGGCUCAGGUGUAAUUAAGGUGAAAACUCUUUAAAAUGAUCUUUGCUCAGAAUACAUUCAUAGUGAGUCCUUAUCUUAUACAUGUUCUUUGUCAUUUUGCUAAUUCAUCAUCUAAUCUUUUAGAUGGUUGAUACCCACAAUUCCUUUAACUUUUCCAAAAUUGUUAGAUAGAGAGGCUGUAUAGUGCUACAAUUUGAGUAUGGAAGAGCCGAUUCAGAAAGUCCCAGUCCUGACUCUGGUAUUUAUAAGUUUAUAUGAUUAUUAACAAACAAUUCAUCCUUUCUGAGCUUUCGGCAGCUCUCUGAGACUGUAAAUUAUAGAUUGCCUGAAAUCUACCCCAGAGGAAGGAGUUCUCACACUAAGGAAAUCAGAAGUUCUUGGUGUAUUGAUUUUCUGAAGUUGAUGGCCAAACACUUGGAGCUCUAUGUUGGUUGGGACAGAAGGUUGGUGGGAAUUAUGGCCAAAGAUCCAGGAGUUCAUAGACAAUUCAGUGACAUUUUCUCCAAUAUGAUCCUCCACAAUUAAGGCAAUUGAUUUUCAUGACUCCCUUAUAUAUGACUAAAAUUAGUGAGGAAAAUUGCUGAAAGCAGAGAGAAUACAGUCUUGUACAUGGAACCAAAUCUAGUCUGUGAGGCAAACUGAAGCUUAUAAUGAAAAUUUGUCACUUUUUUUUGUUCUUUUUAUAUUUCUACUUGCAACUUCCUCUGUUUCUCAUAUCAAUAUGUUAGAGGGGGGAAGUCUUGGAUUCCAAUUUGAUUUCAGACACUACCUAGUGUGACCCUGAACAAGACACUUAACCCCCUAUGCUAUCUCUUUCUACUCUUCUGCCUUGAAAGCAAUACACAGUAUUGAUUCUAAGACAGAAGGUAAGGAUUUUUUUUUUUGAUCUGUUAAUUGAAUUCAUUGUUGCUGCUUUUUGUUGUUUGUCCUAAUUCUCAAGAAAUCACCCAUGAUGAAUAAAAGUGAUUUAUUACAGAAACAGAAUGGCUUUGAGGCACAUAGUGCUGAUGAAUGAAAGUUUGUUGAAUUCAUUAAACUACUCUUUAAUUCAUGAAUUUGUUAUUGACUCUUCUUUGAAAACAUUAUCUAGAGUAUCUAAGAUUUAGAAAUAACAUUUAUACAUCAAAUGUCUCACAACUCCUAAUUUUCAACUAUUGGAAUAUAAUAAUGAAUCAACCUAUUGUUUUACAUUGAUGAUUGAGUAGAACUUUAAAUAUCUCUGAUCAUAAGUCUUUUUUCCUUGUUUCUAAGUUUUUAUGAGUUAAACAUUGAUUCAGAAUUCUCC
This is a messenger RNA of Monodelphis domestica (gray short-tailed opossum), 3342 nucleotides long. RefSeq names its product neutrophil collagenase. Gene Ontology annotation, biological process: extracellular matrix organization; collagen catabolic process; proteolysis. Gene Ontology annotation, molecular function: metalloendopeptidase activity; zinc ion binding. The record is from RefSeq and is a predicted model, not a curated record. Lineage: Eukaryota; Metazoa; Chordata; Mammalia; Didelphimorphia; Didelphidae. Gene Ontology annotation, cellular component: extracellular matrix.